This is a messenger RNA of Closterium sp. NIES-65, 3342 nucleotides long. NCBI's taxonomy places the organism in Eukaryota, Viridiplantae, Streptophyta, Zygnematophyceae, Desmidiales, Closteriaceae. The record is from the annotation of a GenBank genome assembly.
AUGCACCCCUUUUGUGCAGCUAGGCCCCUCUCUCCUCCAUGCCUUCUUUAUCUCUUCCCUCUCCCCCAAUCCAGUCCCUGUUUCCUCUUUUCCUCACCCCACCCCUCUCUUCCCAAACCCCUGUGUCCCCAUCAGCGCACAGCCAGCCUUCCGCCUGCCCCCCUCCCCUGCGUCGUUCCUCCUACCGCAUCUCUGCUGCUGGAGGGCCAAACUCUCUUCCUCUCCCCCUUUCUCCUCCCUCUCUUCUCCCUCUCUUCUCCCUCUCUCCUCCCUCUCUUCUCCCUCUCUUCUCCCUCUCUCCUCCCUCUCUUCUCCCUCUCUCCUCCCUCUCUUCUCCCUCUCUUCUCCCUCUCUUCUCCCUCUCUUCACACCCUACCCCCUUUACCCGAUUGCCCAAACACGCCCCCUCCCACCUCCCUCCACCCCAUCCCUUACUCUCCCCCUCUUUUCAACGCGGCCCUGCAGCUGGCUGCGCAAGGCCCUUCCUCCAACCCUCAUCCUCUGCGCUGCUUCUCCUAUCGCGAGCUACAGCAGGCGGCUGGGUACUGGGCAACGCGGUCUUCCUCCAACCCUCCUCCCCUGCGCCGCUUCUCCUAUCACGAGCUGCAGCAGGCGGCGGGCGGGGUACUUCAACGCGCCGACCCUGCAGCUGGGGAAGGCAAGGGCCUUACCCUCUCCCUCUCUUCUCCCUCCCGGCUGCAGCUGGGGAAGGCAAGGGCCUUACCCUCUCCCUCUCUUCUCCCUCCCGGCUGCAGCUGGGGAAGGCAAGGGCCUUACCCUCUCCCUCUCUUCUCCCUCCCGGCUGCAGCUGGGGAAGGCAAGGGCCUUACCCUCUCCCUCUCUUCUCCCUCCCGGCUGCAGCUGGGGAAGGCAAGGGCCUUACCCUCUCCCUCUCUUCUCCCUCCCGGCUGCAGCAGCGGGGCAAUGGCCUUCCUCCGGCCCGCCUCCUCUGCGGCGCUUCUCCUACCGCGAGCAACAGCAGGCAGCGGGGUACUCCAACGAGUCUUUGCAGCUGGGCGCUCUCACCUUUUUCCACACACAACCCAACCCUCCUUCCCCCCCCUUCUGUGUCACCCCUCAGCACACGGCCAGCCUUCCUCCGGCCCUCCUCCUCUGCGGCGCUUCUCCUACCGCGAGCUACAGCAGGCAGCGGGGUAUUUCAAUGCAUCCCUGCAGCUGGGCAAGGGCAGCUUCGGGACUAUUUUUCGCGGGCAGGUGGACGAGUGGUUGGGAGAGCUGCCACGUGGCAGCAAGAGAGAGGUAGCAGUGAAGGUGCUUCACACGGAAAGCGUCAAGGCGUUUGACGACUGCCUGGUGAGGGAGGGAGGGGACAGAAGGGGAGAGGAGGGGAGCAUGGGCUUGGGGCGAGGCGUGGGGGGGGGGGUUGAGGAUGAGCGAGAAUGGAGUGAUGGGCGUGGGGGAAUGGAAGAGGUGGUGGUGAAGGUGCUUCAUGCGGAGAGCGUGAAGGCGUUUGACGACUGCGUGAUCCUAGUGCUGGGCAAUCUGCGACACCCCAACCUGGUGCAGCUGUUGGGGUACUGCAUGGAGGACUGCAGUGCUGCGCUCCUCUCCCUCACACCCCCAUUUCUAUUCCUUUCCUCUCCAACACGCAUACCCAUUCCUCUCCCUCUCCCCCCACCACAGGCGGAGAUCCUAGUGCUGGGCGAUCUGAGACACCCCAACCUGGUGCAGCUGUUGGGGUACUGCAUGGAGGACAGCCGGGCGAUUCUGGUGUAUGAGCUGGUGGAGCGAGGCGACCUGCACCACUGGCUGCACCCCAACAGUGACCCGUGCCUGACAUGGGAGCAGCGCGUGCACGUGGCAGUGGGCAUGGCGGAGGGCAUGGCAUAUCUGCACGGGCAGAACAUCAUUCACCGCGACUUCAAGUCCCAUAAUGUCAUGCUGGACCAUGAAUUAAGGGCAAAGGUAACCGAUUUUGGCAUGGCUACACGGGGACCGGAGGAGGGGAAGACGCACGUUUCGACUCGCAUCAUGGGCACCCUGGGGUACCUCGACCCUGACUACAUCUACACAGGCCACCUCACCCUGCUGAGCGAUGUCUUCUCUCUGGGCGUGGUUCUCCUCGAGCUGCUCACCUGCUCCCGCUCCCCCUUUUUCUCACCCCCUCCUGUGCGUCACCGUCCCUCCAGGCCACCUCACCCCGCUGAGCGAUGUCUUCUCUCUGGGCGUGGCCACCUCACCCCGCUGAGCGAUGUCUUCUCUCUGGGCGUGGUUCUCCUCGAGCUGCUCACCUGCUCCCGCUCCCCCUUUUUCUCACCCCCUCCUGUGCGUCACCGCCCCUCCAGGCCACCUCACCCCGCUGAGCGAUGUCUUCUCUCUGGGCGUGGUUCUCCUCGAGCUGCUCACCUGCUCCCGCUCCCCCUUUUUCUCACCCUCUCCUGUGCGUCACCGCCCCUCCAGGCCACCUCACCCCCGCUGAGCGAUGUCUUCUCUCUGGGCGUCGUGCUGCUCGAGCUGCUCACCGGCCAGUUCCCCACCACUGCUGCCACCCACAACCGCCUCUUCUUCCCCUCCACUACGCACACCCAUCCCAUCCCCCCCCCUCUCUCCUGGCCACCUCACCCCCCUAAUCAAUGUCUUCUCCCUGGGCGUUGUCACCUCACCCUGCUCAGCAAUGUCUUCUAUCUGGGCGUAGUGCUUCUCACCCACUCCCACUUCCCCUCCUUGUCACCCUCUCCCAUGCAUCGCCAACCACCAGGUCACCUCACCCCGCUCAGCGAUGUCUUCUCUCUGGGCGUGGUCCUCCUCGAGCUGCUCACCGGCCGAUCCCCUGCCACCACCGCCACACACAACCGCCUCUUCCCCUGGAUCCACAAGCAGCUGGCGCGAGGUAGAAAAGGGGGGGGAGGGGGAGACUCAGCAUCAGCAGCAGCGGCAGCAGCAGAAGCGGGAGGAGCGGGUAAUGAAGGGCAACAGCAACAGCAGCAGGGGCAGCAGCAGGAGGGGAGGAAGGCGGAUGGGUUUCAUAUAAGCCAAGUGGUGGAUCCACGGCUGAAGGGGCAGUUCUCAGCGGGUGCAGCGAAGAAGCUGCUGCUGGUGGCGCUGCAAUGCAGUCAAGAGGAGCCCAGCAAGCGACCCGACAUGAACCAUGUUGUGGAGAGGUUAAGGGAGAUCGCUGCCUCUGGGGUGGGGAAAGGAGGGGCGCGAAGGGUGGAAGGAGGAGGAGCAGGAGUGCAAGGGAUGGCAGGCGGAGUGGCAGUAGUGGCAGCGGUAGGAAGACUGAGGGAGAUUGCUGCUGCAGGUGGGGCGCAAAGAGUGGAAGGGGGAGGAACAGAAGGCGCAGGAGUGGAAGGGGUGGCAGUGGCAGGGGUAGGAGUGUAG